Molecule: messenger RNA, 1249 nt
Organism: Danaus plexippus (monarch butterfly)
Lineage: Eukaryota; Metazoa; Arthropoda; Insecta; Lepidoptera; Nymphalidae
Product: ataxin-2 homolog
Exons: 2
Coding region: 57-1064 (335 amino acids)
Source: RefSeq, a predicted model, not a curated record
AUUUUUUUAAUCAGAAGAUCUUUUGAUCUCAUCAAGAACGUUCUAUCUAGUUCAAAAUGAAAUUAUUGGUAAUUUGUUUUUUAGCUUUACUUGCACCUGGGCUUGCAAAACCAAAGCCCCAGGAUUUCGGUAAAAGGUAUUUAAGUCAAGAGCUAAACUUAUACCUGACACCCGAAGAAGUAAAAUCUUUACAAGCAAUUAAGGCAUCUCAAAAUGCAAGAUUUGCAAACGAUAAUGCCAAGCAGGUGCAAAUAAAUGAUUCUAAUGAAGGGCUUCAGAAAUAUUUUGAUCCUCAAAUUCAGUCAGUUCCUUCUGAUGGACCACAGGUUAAAAAUUUCGUGCCACGAGGUGUCCUUUUGCAGCAAGAGAAAAAUUUGAAUGAAAAUUUGAAGAAUAAAAAUGUUGCAUACAUCUAUUUAGUAAAAGAAAAAGAUCAAAGCAAUUUAAGUAGUCAACAAUCACAAAAUAUCGAGCAAGUAUCUGACAAACAAGAAAAUCAAAUUAAAAUAAAUUCUAAUGCUGCUCCAUAUGUUCCCGUUUCUUAUAAAAAUCAAGAAGAAAAACUUCUUCAUGAACAGCUGGUUCAACACUGGAAUCGACUUUUAGAACACAAUCGCGCUCAGUUGCAGAGCUUAUCUUUGGCACAGAAAGAGCCCCGCGGCGUAGAAAAUGAAAAGCAGAUAAUCAAAUCAGACCAACAAGAGAUUCCGAUAAAUCAAGAUCAGAAAGUUAUUAAAAUUGAAGAUCAAGAAAAAAUAAACGCUGAAGAUGAAAAGACAGAAGUCGAAAAAGAAAUUGAAAGCAUUCUGAGGAAUCAUCAAGAUUUUAAUUCUAAAAAAUUCAAUCCUCGCGGCAGUCAGAAUCCGCCUAUUUUAAUUCACAGACAGGUUAGCAUUACAAAACAUCAUCCCAUACCAGUCUACAAACAAGUUAAGGUUCAAGUACCAACCCCAGUACUGGUACCAGUGCCUGAGCCUUACGCAGUAAGAGUUCCCCAACCAUACCCCGUACCCCUUGAGGUGGUCAAGCACAUUCCUGUUCCAGUGAUUAAAAAUCAUUAUUGAUUUCUUUUAGAAGAAACGAAGAGAGAGGAGUUUUAGAAGUAGGUAUGAGAAAUCAAAAUUUAUGUUUAGUUAAUUAUUGAAUGCAUGUGGUCAAGUGAAUUUGUUAUGUAAAUGCGUUGCGCUUGCUAAAAUUGUUUUUUAGAUUAAGAUUGUUGAUUAGUUUUAAAAACUGUUUUUUUUUUUAA